CACAGCAUUCAUUAGCUGAACAUUAACUACAGAUAUUCAUAAUUCAUGACAUCCUAGAUUUUCUUUGUCUCAAAAGAUACAGAUUUGAACAUGUCCUUAUGAUUGGAUAACUUUAGGGUUUGGCUCCUUUAUAUUUUAAAAGUAAAGACAAUAACGACUUAUUAUUGUAACAUUACAGCGAACGAAUAAUAUGAUUGUUUAUCGUGGCUUCAAUUCCCAGCAUUCUAAUUAAGGACCAGUCAGCUGAUAUUGAUGAUGUCAUUCAAAACAAGACAGUUAACUUUUGUCCUCUCAGGGCUUUGAAAAGGACGUUCCACAAGAGAGUAACCUAACGAUGUCGAUUGUGAAAAGUGGCUUCCUCCAUCGGCAGAGCACUAUUCUGCGGCGGUGGAAGAGGAACUGGUUUGAUCUGUGGUCUGAUGGGCGGCUGGUUUUCUAUGAUGACCAGCACCGGCGAGAUAUGGAGGAUGAGAUCCACAUGAGAGUGGACUGCAUUAACAUUCGCAGUGCAACUGCAUGUCAAGAUCUAAACCCUCCAGAGGGCAGAAGUCGCGAUGCCCUGCUCCAGAUAGUCUGCAGAGAUGGACGAGUUAUCAGCAUUUGUGGAGACAGUGCAGAUGAUGCACUGGCAUGGACCAUGGCUCUCCAGGAUGCCAGAAUCAGCUCUGUGGUCGCUCCUCCUCAGAUUGGCUUAGCACAGCAAAUUGUUGCUUCUGCCCCUCCUCCAUAUUCUGAAUAUGGUCCUCCACCUCCGGUUUAUGUUCCGGAUGCUUAUGGAGGGUAUGCCCCAGCUCCUCCUGUCCAUGGCACACAGAUAAUUUACUCAGCUGAUGGGCAGCCCUAUGCUGUUGCAUACCCCUAUCAGUACCAAGGAGCAUAUCCUAUGAGGAAUCCUCAAGGGAUGAAUCAGGUUAUUGUUCACGAGCGUCAACGUGACGAUGGAGGAGACGUGGCUCUCAGCAUGCUCGCUGGAGCUGCGACUGGAUUGGCUCUUGGCUCUCUCUUCUCUGUCUUCUAGUGUCUUCAUAGGAACAGCUUACAACGAUACCCACCCCCAACUGACACACACCGUUCCCACAUGUUGGUAGCACUGCAACUUCAUCUCUGUAGCCAUGUGACAGCGAUGGAGGAGUUAAAUGUAUGUGAUGGUUGGGCUUUGUUCACCUAUGACGCAUGAUUGUGAUGUGCCAGUAAAUUACUCCAUUUGUGUCCUUACCAAAACUUUUGAUGUAUUAAUGCUCUAGCACUUUCUAUUAGGCACAGUAGCUAUUAUGCAGCUUGCCUCUUUUGUUUGUACUGUCUGUCCUUUUGUUUGAAACACGAAUGUACUUUUGAAUAAACGCAAAUGAUAAUUGGAUAUUAUAAUGCACAUUUGAAGGAAAGGUUUUGAGAGAGAUAUUAAAUAUAUCUUUUCAGGUCUAGCGAAUUUCAAGUGUUCUGAUGUCCCAUGUAAUAGAGUGGUCAAUAAGAAUGUGGAAAAAAAGUAUAGUGGCACCUGCCUGAGUGUGUAGGCUACAUUUCUUUGUUCCUUUGAGGGUUGUGCAUCCUGAUUCUUCACCUAAAACCUGUCUUACAUCCAAUGUGCAUUUGUGGGGGUUUUCUACUUCAUCUUUGUCAUUUUACUCACCUUCAUAUGUUGUUACUUCGUUAUUGUCAUUCCUUUAACAUGGUAAUAUAUUAGAUAUCAUUUGUUAAGGGGAAGUGAACAUGGGAUUUGUUUUCUUCUUUACUACAGUCCUUGUUUUGUUUUCCUAUUACUAUUGUCAGCUGUUAAACCUGUAUUUUAUCUCACGUUUGAAUGGAUUUUCAGGAGAUGCAUGUGUUUGUUAGGGUAUGCACAAGCAUCAUCAGGUUCAUCUUAAGUUUAAUCGCUGCUACAACAGAACUCUGAAAGAUACUCCUUGACAUUUGAAUUGUUUUGACUUUACUCACACUCCCCAAAUGAUUUUUUAAAUAUUUAACUUUUUCCUGUUACUGAUAUUAAUGGUAUAUUUGACUAAUUACAUUGUGCUCUUUGGUUAAGUGGGUAAGUUACUAGUUAAAUAAUUGAGUGGCCCCAUUUUUUUUUAUCACUGAACACAUCAUAGAGACUGGUUUCUCACCUAUUAACCUUUUAUAUUCAAUUUCAAAGUCUUACAUUUCAUUCAAAGUUAUGCCACCUUGUAUAGACAUUUGGAAUACUAGGUUAUGUUUCCUCUUUUGACAUGAAAGUUGUAUACAGUAAUUUAUGAUAUAGGAUAUUUAUUUGAUAACAAAUGAAGUAAAAAUCAUACCUUACAUUUAAAAUGGGAAACAUGCUUUGUUAUGCAGAAUUAAUGCAUUGUUUAUUGCUCUUCAGUGAUGUAUGACAUUUUAACCAUUAUGUAUUAAAUGAUUAUUAAAUUCACAUUAA
This is a messenger RNA of Oncorhynchus mykiss (rainbow trout), 2392 nucleotides long. It is a transcript of the gene plekhb2, whose product is annotated as pleckstrin homology domain containing B2. The record is from RefSeq and is a predicted model, not a curated record. Gene Ontology annotation, biological process: regulation of cell differentiation. Gene Ontology annotation, cellular component: membrane. NCBI's taxonomy places the organism in Eukaryota, Metazoa, Chordata, Actinopteri, Salmoniformes, Salmonidae.